This is a messenger RNA of Choloepus didactylus (southern two-toed sloth), 505 nucleotides long. It is a transcript of the gene SMIM22, whose product is annotated as small integral membrane protein 22. NCBI's taxonomy places the organism in Eukaryota, Metazoa, Chordata, Mammalia, Pilosa, Megalonychidae. The record is from RefSeq and is a predicted model, not a curated record. The transcript has 4 exons. Bases 178 to 435 code for a protein of 85 amino acids. Gene Ontology annotation, biological process: regulation of cell population proliferation.
CUGGCAGCACCUGGUGGCCCCAGGGAGGGCGCGGCUGGUUGCCAAGGCCUCAGGUAGCUGAGUUCCCGGAAGCAGGAAGCAGUCUGUGCCACCCAGGACCCAGGACCUGCCUGGCUGGGGGAGCUGGGCCGCUUCCCAGAGACAGGUGGGCACCUGAGGGCGCGCGUCCCUGGCGAGAUGGCUGUGCCGGCUGAGGACCUGCGGCAGGAGCUGGAGGCCACGGCCCAGGAGGUGCUGGGGCGUCUGCGGAGCCACCAGCUGUUCCAGUCCGGGUGGGACACGGCCGCCUUCGUUGUCUUCCUCACCUUCGUGGGCACCGUGCUCUUCCUGCUGCUCCUGGUGGUCGUGCACUGCUGCUGCUGCUGCUGCUGCGACCGCCCUGCCCCCCAGAAGCACCGCGCCAAGGGAGUGGACAACCUGGCCCUGGAGCCUUAAGGCCACCACGAGGCCGCCGGCCCCUUCCCGCAACCUCCUGUGACAGUAACACGCCCGGUGUUUGCCCAGA